GUGAUUCUCAUUCUGACAAAGCUCUAUGACUUCAACUUGGGGAGUGUUACGGAGAGCUCGCUGUGGAGGUCUACAGACUAUGGCACUACCUAUGAAAAGCUAAAUGACAAAGUAGGCCUGAAGACUGUGCUGAGCUACCUUUAUGUCAGUCCCAGUAACAAGAGGAAGAUUAUGCUUCUUAGUGACCCAGAGAUUGAGAGCAGCAUCCUUAUCAGCUCUGAUGAAGGGGCUACCUACCAGAAGUACCGUCUGAACUUCUAUAUCCAGAGCUUGCUCUUCCACCCCAAGCAGGAGGAGUGGAUCUUGGCCUACAGUCUGGAUCAAAAGCUCUACAGCUCCAUGGACUUUGGAAGAAAAUGGCAGCUCAUGCAUGAGCGGGUCACUCCGAACAGGUUUUACUGGUCAGUGACUGGUUUGGAUAAAGAACCUGACCUUGUGCACAUGGAAGCCCGGACAGCUGACGGACACACCCACUAUUUGACCUGUCGGAUCCAAGAGUGCUCAGAGACCAAAAGGAGCGGGCCAUUUUCUCGAUCCAUUGACAUCAGCUCCCUUGUUGUUCAAGAUGAAUAUAUCUUCAUCCAGGUGACAGCUGGUGGAAGAGCAAAUUACUAUGUGUCAUACAGACGGGAGCCUUUUGCACAGAUUAAAUUGCCCAAAUACUCUCUUCCUAAGGACAUGCAUAUUAUCAGCACAGAUGAGAAUCAGGUGUUUGCAGCUGUUCAAGAGUGGAACCAGAAUGACACGUACAACCUGUAUAUCUCAGACACCCGAGGCGUGUACUUCACCCUGGCCUUGGAAAAUGUGAAAAGCAGUCGAGGACUGGAGGGGAAUAUCAUCAUUGACCUUUAUGAGGUAGCAGGGAUUAAAGGCCUAUUCCUGGCUAACAAGAAAAUAGAUGACCAAAUCAAGACUUUCAUCACCUACAACAAAGGCAGAGACUGGCGUUUACUGCAGGCACCGGACACCAGUCUAAGAGGGGAUCCUGUAGUUUGCCAGCUGCCUUUUUGCUCAUUGCACUUACAUCUGCAACUCUCAGAGAAUCCAUAUACUUCUGGAAGUAUUUCCAGCAAAGAGACAGCUCCUGGACUGCUUGUGGCAACAGGCAAUAUUGGCCCUGAGCUUUCCUACACUGAUGUUGGUGUGUUCAUCUCUUCUGAUGGUGGAAAUUCCUGGAGACAGAUCUUCGAGGAGGAAUACAAUGUGUGGUUUCUGGACUGGGGAGGGGCACUAGUGGCCAUGAAACACACGUCAGUGCCUAUCCGGCACAUGUGGGUGAGUUUUGAUGAGGGAAGAUCCUGGAGUAAAUACAGUUUCACAUCAACACCACUUUUUGUGGAUGGAUCCCUUGUAGACCCUGGCAUAGAGACCCAGAUAAUGACAGUUUUUGGGCACUUCAGUCUCCGUUCUGAAUGGCAGCUGGUCAAGGUGGACUACAAGUCUGUCUUCAGCCGGAGGUGUAACAAAGAUGACUACCAAACCUGGCAUCUGCAUAAUCAGGGGGAGCCUUGUGUCAUGGGAGAGAGGAAGAUCUAUAAAAAACGCAAGCCUGGAGCCCAGUGUUCCUUAGGUCGGGACUAUUCCCAAACUGUGGUGUCUGAACCAUGUGUCUGCGGUCAAGGAGACUUUGAGUGUGACUAUGGAUAUGAGAGACACAGUAACAACCAGUGUGUCCCAGCCUUCUGGUUCAGCCCGUCCUCCCUGUCCAAGGAUUGCAGCAUUGGUCAGAGCUACUUGAACAGCACUGGGUACCGAAGGAUUGUGUCUAACAACUGCACAGAUGGCUUGCGAGAGAAGUACAUGGCCAAGAUGGAGAAAUGCCCUGGGAAAGCACCUCGGGGACUGCACAUCCUCACUACUGAUGGAAAGUUGGUCAUGGAGCAGGGACACAAUGCCACCUUCAUCAUCCUUAUGGAAGAGGGUGAUCUCCAGAGGACAAACGUUCAGCUUGAUUUUGGAGAUGGCAUUGCAGUAUCCUAUGCUAAUUUCAGCCCUGUUGAGGAUGGCAUCAGGCAUGUGUAUAAGAGUGCUGGAAUCUUUCAGGUGACAGCAUAUGCAGAGAACAGCCUGGGCUCUGACACUGCUGUCCUCUUUCUGCAUGUGGUCUGUCCAGUGGAGCAUGUCCAUCUCAGUGUCCCCUUUGUCGCCAUCAGAAACAAGGACGUCAACAUCACUGCAGUAGUUUGGCCCAGCCAGGCAGGCACGCUUACCUACUUCUGGUGGUUUGGCAACAGCACCAAGCCCCUCAUCACCUUGGAGAGCAGCGUCUCAUACAUCUUCGCUGCGGAGGGGAUGAACACUGUCACUGUGCAGGUUUCUGCGGGCAACACCCUCAUCCAGGACACCAAGGAAAUCGCAGUGCAUGAGUAUUUCCAAUCUCAGCUCCUGUCAUUUUCUCCCAACUUGGACUACCAUAACCCUGACAUCCCUGAAUGGAGACAAGACAUUGGAAAAGUCAUCAAGAGAGCUCUAGCACAGGUGACCGGUAUCCCUGAUGAACAGAUCUUGGUAGCUGUAUUUCCUGGGCUGCCUACUUCUGCUGAACUCUUCAUACUGCCCCAUAAAAACACAACAGAGAGAAGGAAAAGCAGUGACGCAGAUCUGGAGCAGGUGGUAGAAAUCCUUUUUAAUGCUCUCAAUCAGAACCUGGUCCAGUUUGAACUGAAGCCUGGUGUUGAAGUCAUUGUGUAUGUUACUCAGUUAACAUUAGCACCCCUUGUUGAUUCCAGCACAGGUCAUAGCAGUUCGGCAAUGCUGAUGUUGUUGUCUGUGGUAUUUGUAGGCUUGGCUGUUUUUUUAAUCUACAAAUUCAAGAGGAAAAUUCCUUGGAUUAACAUCUAUGCCCAAGUUCAGCAUGACAAGGAGCAGGAAAUGAUUGGCUCUGUCAGCCAAAGUGAAAACACCCCCAAAAUUACUCUGAGUGAGUUCACAGACCCUGAGGAGCUGAUGGACAAAGAGCUGGACACACGAGUGAUGGGAAGCAUCUCAACAAUUGCCAACAGUGAAAGCACAAAGGAAAUCCCCAACUGCACUAGUGUUUAA
This is a messenger RNA of Tauraco erythrolophus (red-crested turaco), 3042 nucleotides long. Lineage: Eukaryota; Metazoa; Chordata; Aves; Musophagiformes; Musophagidae. The record is from RefSeq and is a predicted model, not a curated record.